Molecule: messenger RNA, 1251 nt
Organism: Triticum turgidum subsp. durum (durum wheat)
Lineage: Eukaryota; Viridiplantae; Streptophyta; Magnoliopsida; Poales; Poaceae
Source: the annotation of a GenBank genome assembly
AUGGCGGAGCUGGUGGCCACCAUGGUGGUCGGACCACUGCUCUCCAUUCUCAACAAUAAGGUAUCCAGCAGCCUGCUCGACCAGUACAAGGUGAUGAAAGGCAUGGAGGAGCAACAUGAGAUCCUAAUGCGCAAGCUUCCUGCCAUUCUGGACAUCAUCGCCGACGCCGAGAAGGCGGCAUCCCUGAGAAGAGGUGCAGCGGCAUGGCUCGAGGCCAUCAAGAAAGUGGCUUACCAGGCCAAUGAAGUCUUUGAUGAGUUCAAGUAUGAGGCGCUUCGCCGCAAGGCCAAAAAGGAGGGACACUACAAGGAGCUUGGCUUUGAUGUGGUGAAACUCUUUCCCACCCACAACCGCUUCGUCUUCCGUAACAGGAUGGGAAGGAAGCUCCGCAAGAUUGUGCAGGCCAUCGAGGUCCUUGUGACCGAAAUGAACGCCUUUGGCUUUAAGUAUGAGGAACAGCCGCUGGUCUCCAGUCAAUUACGGCAGACUGGUCAUGCUAACACUGACCCAGAGGAAAUCAAAGAAAUCAUCAAUGAAUCCAGAGCCAAUGAUAAGGGUGCAAUUGUUAGCAGACUAGUUGGGCAAGCUAACAAUGCAGAUCUCACAGUUGUUCCCAUCGUUGGAAUGGGCGGUCAGGGCAAGACCACCUUAGCGCAACUUGUUUACAACGAACCUGCAAUUAAGAAGCAUUUUGAUUUGCUCCUAUGGGUGUGUGCAUCUGAAUGCUUUGAUGUGGACUCCUUGGCUAAAAGUAUAGUUGAAGAAGCUCAUGAGAAGAAGGAUGAUAGCAAAGAUGCAGCCACUUCCAAGAAGACACCACCGGAUAUUCUUCAGAAUGUAGUAAGCGGGCAAAGGUACCUCCUUGUAUUGGAUGAUUUCUGGGAACGACAGGUUGAGAUUUGGAGACAGCUCAAGGCCCGCCUUGAAUAUGGUGGCAUGGGUAGUGUGGUCUUGACAACUACUCGUGACGAACAAGUGGCUGAAAUAAUGUGCCCUAUUGGAGCUUACAAUCUCAAAGCUUUGGAAGAUAAAUUCAUAAAGAAAAUCAUCGAGACAACAGCAUUCAGCCGUUUCAAGAAGGCUGAGGAAAGGCCUAGCGAGUUGGUGGAAAUGGUUGAUGAGAUUAUGAAGAGAUGUGUUGGUUCUCCUUUAGCUGCAGUAGCACUAGGCUCUGUACUGUGUACCAAGACCAGUAAGGUAGAAUGGGAGGCUAUAUCAAUCAGCAGCAACAUUUGCACCGAGGAGACAUGA